CUCUUUUCCUCUUAGAAAAAAACUUCUAACUGUCGUUGGUGUGGGCAGUCACUCCCAAUCCGUAGAUGUUGGGAAAAAGAAAACCUUCGAUUCAGAAAGUUUGGCAUUGGAAUGGCGAUCUCCACCUCUAGACUUGGAAGAAGGCGUUGGAUUGGCCAAAGAACAUGGCGCAAUCGAUUCCCUUUCAGAUUCUCUUCCCGCCGUCUCUUUCGUCUAACUAUCCUUUGCCUCGCUUUCAUCGCAAUUCUCCCUCCCAUUUACUUCCAUUUCAAGCUCAAGCGUUUUCAGCAGAUUCAACAAAAGAACUGCAAUUGGCUGACUCAUCCUCCUCUUGUCUGUGCUCAUGGCGGCGACUCAUCCAAGGCCUUCCCCAACACUAUGGAUGCUUAUACAAUAGCUCUUCGUUCUCAAGCCAACUGCAUUGAAGUUGAUGUUUCUCGUUCUUCAGAUGGAGUUUUAUUUGCACUUCAUGACAGGGACUUGCAGAGGAUAACUGGGUCCAAUACUUCUAAAGUUGGGAAUUAUAGCAGGAAAGAGAUAAAAAAUCUUGUUGCUGUUUAUCAACACACUCAUAAAUUGCUGGAUUUCAACAUUCCUACAAUUGAAGAAGCUUUGGGGUUAAUAUCAAAAUCAGUUCAGCAGGUGAUUCUAGACGCAAAGGUUGGACCACCAUCAUAUGAAAAUGGGCUUGCAAAAGAUAUCAUUUCUGUUGUUGAAAAGACACAAUGUAAGAAUUGUCUCGUAUGGGCUAAGAGUGAUAGCUUAGCAAGAGACAUAAUCAGAUCAUCAUUGGAUAUUAAGUUGCAGGUGGGGUAUAUCGUAAUGAAGGACCCAUCUACCGGGGAAAGAACCAACUUGCUGAGAAUGAAAGGAGCCAAGGUGGUUGGUGUCUAUCAUCCAUUGAUCGAUGGUGAUCUUAUGCGAAUACUGCACAGGAGAGAUAGAAAGGUGUAUGCAUGGACAGUUGAUGAUAUUGAAUCGAUGAAAAGAAUGUUAGUCGAGGGAGUAGAUGCUGUCGUUACAAGCAACCCGACAUUACUUGGAAGUGUAAUGCAAGAUACCAGAACUACAUGCCUUGAGAAUGGUUUUUCAAUUUCAUCAUGAUAUCGAUAUCCAUUUACAGAAGAACUUAAUUAAACUUUACCUUCCAACUUGUUCCUCAUAUCUUCUUUGGUUCUUUCUAACAAAUUGCUCUCUCUGAUUCAUUCCAUACUCUCUAUUAGUCUUCGAUAAAUCAGAUAUAUAUAAAAUUUAGGUUUUGUUUUC
Messenger RNA from Cucumis melo (muskmelon), 1266 nucleotides. RefSeq names its product glycerophosphodiester phosphodiesterase GDPD4. NCBI's taxonomy places the organism in Eukaryota, Viridiplantae, Streptophyta, Magnoliopsida, Cucurbitales, Cucurbitaceae. Bases 112 to 1104 code for a protein of 330 amino acids. Gene Ontology annotation, biological process: lipid metabolic process. The record is from RefSeq and is a predicted model, not a curated record. Gene Ontology annotation, molecular function: phosphoric diester hydrolase activity. The transcript is spliced from 9 exons.